Messenger RNA from Fulvia fulva, 330 nucleotides. RefSeq lists its product as uncharacterized. Lineage: Eukaryota; Fungi; Ascomycota; Dothideomycetes; Mycosphaerellales; Mycosphaerellaceae. The record is from RefSeq and is a predicted model, not a curated record. The transcript has a single exon. The coding region runs from base 1 to 330 and encodes 109 amino acids.
AUGUCGCACCUUCGUGACCGCGAUCUACAACGCUUCUGUCGCGUCACCGUCCAUCGCCGGGGUGACUUCGAAGGCAAGAACCGAGAUCGCGAUGUCGAAAUCUAUGAACUCCUCGAUGCGCGAGGUGGAUGGCAGAGUCACGAUGCCUUGAACGAUGUCAACAUUGUCCAAAUCCUGGUUCCAGAGACAUCAGGAGCGCUAGGCUUGAACGAAAGGUGGGUGGACGGUGAUGGGAGCAAGGACGAGUUGAAGAAGGGUGUGUUCGCAGAUCUGGACGCAGCUAAAGCUGUGCCUGUGAUGAAAGAGCAGAUCGCCCGCCUGUUGGUUUGA